AUGUGCGGGAUCGCAACCCGAUCCGGUUUGGUGCUCGUCGUGCUGACGGCGCUAGUUCUAGUCAACGUAUCCGGCAGCCCGUGGGGCAAUUAUUACGAAUACGACAGUCACCCGACGGGUUCACAGCUUUACCAGUACAACCAGCGUGUUGAGCACCAUCGUACGGCACCACCGGAUAGCGCCCCGGCAUCGUCCGGUAACAUCAACUGCCGAUGCACGAAACUCCGGUAUUGCAGCAAGAUACUGGAAAUGCUGCGAAACCCCAAAUCGAGCUAUGGCAGCUUUAACUCGAGGCUGAAGGAACUUGCCUGCGGCUAUGGUACCGAUAACGAGCCCAACAUAUGCUGCCCUCUAGACGAUAGCUGGUUAAGGGACGUAGGAGCAGAAGACGGUGCUCAUUCGUCGGAGGAGAACGACUCACACGGGGCUAUCGGGUGGGACGAGGGUUACACGAACCGGAAAUCAGACGACGAUCGUCAGUGGUCGAAGGAACGUUUCAAGUACGUCCCGAUGGUGGCGAAUGGCGGGAAACGACCCAGUACCAGCACUUCAGCCAGCUCUAGUUGGUGGAAGCAAAGGCCUCAAAGUGGCAACACGAUCGCGCAGUUCGAGGAUCCAAAAACGCUCAAGAACUGCCCUCCGGUGAUUUAUCCUGGCGAUCGACAGGAGGCCUCUUCACGUCCUACGAAGCCCUAUGUGGCACCUAUCAUGAGGAAUCCCUCGAGACGUCCGGCACUGGGAAGUAAUCGAGUUGCGGACACCACAACGGCUCUUGUGACGACUGACGUACCAGUGACAAGUACGGAUCCACCGACAACCGUGUUGCCAACAGUGUUGCCUGACCAGCCUCUGAUCAACGCGCCUCUUUGUGGCCUUUCGGUCAAUACACGCAUCAUUGGGGGUGAAUCGGAAGUUCCCGGCCAGUUUCCUUGGAUGGCACGACUAGCCUAUCGGAAUCGAACUUCCGGUCGAGUGACGUAUCGUUGUGCUGGAUCGCUGAUCACUAACCGACACGUGAUAACGGUGGCCCAUUGCGUCACGAAUCUGAUCGAUGAACUGCAACUAAUCAGCAUUCGGUUGGGCGAUCUCGAGUGUAACACCGUCACGGACACGCGAUGUAGCGCCCGGUUCCAGGAUUUUGCGAUCGAAAGGAUACUACCACACGAGAGCUACGAUUCGCCCAAGUACGCCAACGACAUCGCCCUGAUCAAGCUGCGUGAGACGACCGAAACGUCCAACAUCAUCAGUCCGCUGUGUCUACCAACGGACCAGUACGCACCCUACGCACUGAAUCUGACCGGCCAGAUGGGGAUCAUCGCUGGAUGGGGAUCAACCAGUAACCGCAGUAACACACCGAGUCCGACGUUACAGUGGCUACGGUUACCGAUAGUGGACACGGCCGGAUGUGCUAGUGCGUACGCACGAUAUAGCGUUAACUCGCGCAACCCGAUCAUCGUGUCCGGCAGCCAGAUGUGUGCCCAGGGCCAGGAGAAUCGGGACGCUUGUCAGGGCGAUUCUGGUGGACCGUUGAUGAACGAGGCCGUGUCCAGCCGGGACCGAUUCGUCCUGCUUGGGCUGGUGUCGUUUGGACCGCGGACGUGCGGUGUGUCGAACUUCCCGGGCGUGUAUACGCGCAUUUCUUCGUACAUCGAUUGGAUACUGGCUAACGUAAUGCGUUAG
Messenger RNA from Anopheles nili, 1680 nucleotides. RefSeq names its product CLIP domain-containing serine protease B9. The transcript is spliced from 5 exons. Gene Ontology annotation, molecular function: serine-type endopeptidase activity. Gene Ontology annotation, biological process: proteolysis. The coding region runs from base 1 to 1680 and encodes 559 amino acids. The record is from RefSeq and is a predicted model, not a curated record. NCBI's taxonomy places the organism in Eukaryota, Metazoa, Arthropoda, Insecta, Diptera, Culicidae.